CACAUCAAUGCCACAUACCAGUGCACAUCAAUGCCACCUAUCAGUGCCCAUCUGAGCUGCCUUUCAAUGUCACCCAUCAAUGCCACCUCUCAAUGCCAAUCAGUGCUGCCAAUCAGUUUUGCCUAUCAGUGCCAUAUAUCAGUGUCAUGUAUCAGUGCUGCCUUUCAGUGCCCAUCAUCAGUGCCGUCUAUCAGUACCCAUCAUCAGUGUCACCUAUCAGUGCCGCCUAUCAGUGCUGCAUAUUAGUGCCGCCUAUCCGUGACACCUCAUUAGUGCUGUUUAUCAGUGCCGCCUAUCCGUGCCACCUCAUUAGUACUGCCUAUCAGUGCCGCCUAUCAGUGCCCAUCAGU
Staurois parvus is the source of this 350-nucleotide messenger RNA. The record is from the annotation of a GenBank genome assembly. NCBI's taxonomy places the organism in Eukaryota, Metazoa, Chordata, Amphibia, Anura, Ranidae.